Molecule: messenger RNA, 8841 nt
Organism: Biomphalaria glabrata
Lineage: Eukaryota; Metazoa; Mollusca; Gastropoda; Planorbidae
Product: baculoviral IAP repeat-containing protein 3-like
Exons: 8
Coding region: 269-1555 (428 amino acids)
Cellular component (GO): cytoplasm; nucleus
Source: RefSeq, a predicted model, not a curated record
UGGAAAAUUCCUAUCGGGAAAUUCUGCAAUUAUUCUGCGUUUUCCAUUUUGAACAGAAAAUGAGCCAACAGUUUUGCAUUUCCAAGGAAUCAGGAAGACAUCACCAUUAUUCAUGUUAUGACCCAUAAAACCACCGUUUGAAUGGCAUUAACCCAAAUAACAGUAUACUUACAGUAAUAAGUGAUUCAUUAAAACAUCAAGAAAACUUUCUCUGAAAUGCUGUUAACUAAAUAACCACACGUUUGUUUACUGGAUUGUCUUAAAGGAGAUGAUUAAUGGAGGAAGGAAUAGAGCCAACGACGAAGGCUAUGAUAUUCCACCAGAUGAAGAGAGAAUACCGCUCUAUACAGAAGAGAAUAAUGGGCAGCCUUUAGUCCCUAUUCAGGUGAUAACAGGGGCUCAUGAAACUGCGGAUGGAGGUAUGGAAAUAGAAUAUGAGCAAGCCUAUGUACGGCGACCACCCUACGGCUACUAUUUUGAGCCACAAGACGAAACUCCACCAGAGCGUAACCCAUCAAGGAAUACUGAAAUAUAUUACAGUGAGAAGAAGCGGCUAGAGACAUUUGUUAACCAUUGGCUAGAAGAGUAUUAUGUCAAUCCGGUAGAUUUGGCCAGAGAUGGAUUUAUUUUUGUUGGUCCAGGAGACAAAGUGAAGUGUGUGUUUUGUUUGAACACCCUUCGAGGUUGGGAUCGUGAAGAUACUGUCGAGGGUGAACACCGCAGACAUUAUCCUGAGUGUCCAUUUGUGCGAGGAAAAGUGAAUCAUCUGAACAUACCGAUUCCAGGCACGAGGCCACAAAUGAUGGGACUUAAAAUGAAAGAUGAAAAGAAAGACAUGAGUAAUGUUCUCAAUAGGCUGGACACGUAUAAAGAUGCUCCACCACAUAUUAUUAGUAAGAAAAACAAGUUUGCCGAUGCAGGUCUUUUCUAUACAGGCCAUAAAGAUAGUUUACAGUGCUAUUCUUGUGGCAAAAGAUUUAGCAGCUGGGAGCCAAGCGAUGAUCCAUAUACAGAACAUGCAAAGCUGAACCCUUCAUGCCUUUACAUUCAGAAGAUAUCUCAGACUUACAACCAAGAGACACCAAUGGAGGAGGCUGCAGCACCAAAUAACUUGUCCACGAUGCACGAAGAGGAGACUUCCAACCGAAGUUUUGACUAUUUUACUGCCGGUCUUAACAUUGUCAAGAGCCAAGAAUUGGCUCAAUCUUCAAAAGCAUUUUCUCAGUCAACGGACAUGAAGCAGUUGUCAGAUCCGGAGCCCCAGAUGUCAAAUCUAAAAAGUUUGGCGAACUUGAAAAUGUCCAGACAGCAGAAAUAUGUUCCUUCGUCUACAGCCUCUAGUGAGAGAAACACUCCAUCAAGAAGUUUAGAGUCGCAAAUAGAGAAAGAUUUAAACAGUCCUCAGUUGCAGGCUUAUAGAGAAAUAAAUGACAACCUUGGAUUGGAGGAGAUUAUACAGUUAUUAAAAAAAAUUCGUAUUUCUAAAGGUCCUGAAUAUCAAUUUACUGCUGAAGACUUAGAUAAUUGCCUUCAUGAAUGUGAGAAAAAAACUUGAACUAUUUGUAACACUCCUUUGGACAAUAGAAGGAGUAACUUUUUGCUUUUUAUUGUUGAAACUAACUGAUGUGUUGUAGCAUGAAUUUAAGAAGUACUUGCCUUUAAGCUCAGAAAUUGACAAAUCUGGGGUUAAAAAUUAAACUGGAGUAGGGAAACAUCUAGUGAUAAAUAUGGAGUGCCUUUAAGUGGCAAUAAAUUCUGCGUCAUUUCAACACAGUUUCUUACUGCCCCACUUUAGGCUCAAUGAGCCAUAAGCACUCUGUGGUCAUUUCCUUACAUGGCCUUGGAACAUGGUUUUCACAAGGUUUCUGAUGGGUGGCAGGUUGACAGUUAAAUAGUUGUUCUUGGUUUAAUGGUUUACUUAAAGCCAGAUUUUUUCUGAAGAAAACAAUGGCAGAUUUAAUCUCCAAGGACGUACUUGUCUAGAGAACAUGGGAAGUCGAUUGAACUAGUGAUGAUUACAUUUUGUGAUCAUCACAAUUGAUCAGAUAUUCUCUGCUAUUACUGAUCAAAUCUCCAAGGACUUACUUGUCUAGAGUACAUGUGAUAGUAGAGAUGAUCAGUGAUUGUGUGUUCAGCACAAUGCUUGAUCAGGUAUUCUCAGCUAUUUUGUUUGCUGACUGCUGGAAUGUGGGCUGUCCUUUUUGGAAAUCAAAUGUAAGCCCACCACAUCAGGACUGCUCUAUCUUUUGGGGCUUCCCCUUGUUCAAUUUGGGCUUAACUUUAGUUUUCUAUUAGACACUGGUUCUCAAUCUCUUGGAAAUAGGCAACCGUGAUUGUAAAUUUUUAUUUUGUUUCCUGUUCCGUCACAAUUAUUAACUAAUAAUUCAACAAUAAUUGUAAUAGUGUUAAGAGUUAAUACAUAAGGACUACAGUUUGCCUCACUAAAUAAUGUUUAAGUACAUAUUUCAAAUUUUUUUUAGCAGCUAAAAACUAAAGCAUUUAGGACAAGAGUAUAUAAAAUUUAAGAGGAAGCAUUUCUCGGGAGAUUGAAAACCACUUGUCUUCAAUGACCAUGUUAUUCAAAGGAAAUCUAUAAACUAAACUGUAUAAACUAAAACACUAGACUUUGGACAUAGAAGAAUUUAAAAUGAAUGAACCUUUCACUUACUAGAUGUUAAAUAUGUGUUUGAUGUUUGAGUUUCCCUUUUUUUCUUUAAAGAAAUUUGUACAUUGGUUGUUGCACACAUCAAGCUGUGUAACUUAUCGAAAAUGUGUAUUUCUUUUUUUUUUCUUUUUUAUUCAUUGGCUUUCCUGUUCAUUGCAGGUAAUAUAUUAUUGUCUUAACCUAAUAGCUCCUAUUUCCAGUUAAGAAAAACCCUUCCCAGGCCCUAAGCAACGAGGGAUAACCCUGAAUUUAAAAAAUCCUAAAAAAAAAUAUUUAUUUUCAAAAAAUAAUCAAAUUUAAGAUCUAAUACAUAUAAACAAACAACUUUAAAAAAUAGAACAAUGUGUCUAGAUUUUAAAAAAUAUAUACUUUUAAUACCAUUAGAAUAUGAAUAAGCUUCGAAAAUACCCAUGUUCCCACUUAUACACUGGUGCUAUGGGCUUGUUCGUUUGAAAAAUUAUUGAAGAUAUAAAAAUCUUUCCGAUAAAAAAAAAAAUUAGAAGCGGUAAUCCCCACAAUAAUUUGUUAUCACGCUUGCAAAGAGACUAGAAGAAAUCUUCUUUUUAAAAAGUUUAAAGCAAGUAUAUUGAAUAAGGGAUUUUAGAAAGUUCUACAAUGGUUUAAGUCAAAAAUGGGAAAAUGUUUUCAACUGCGGAAGGAGCUAAUGGGUUUAGUUACUUUUGAAAUAAACUUUUCUGAAAAUGUUUGUCAGUUUGUAAUAGCCACUUAUGGUUACAGGCCACCUCUUGGGUGGGAGGAUACGGGAUCAGUCAGUCUUAUCACACAUGUCUGUGAUCAAUUGUCUUAUGUUUGUUUUUUUAUGUUGUGUAACAAUGUAUUGCUGUUAUAGUUAAUGUCCAGAUAUCUCCCCUGUUUGUCAUUUAAAAUGUCCAGAUAUCUCCCCUGUAUGUCAUUAAAAAUGUCCAGAAUCUCCCCUGUAUUUCAUUAUUUCAAUGGGUUCAGAGAUUGCUCAGGUACUAAAGAGUUAAAAACUAAAGUGAUACAAAUCCUUUUUUUUUUUAUUUUGUGAAAUUAGUCUUAUCUGCCAUUCAAGAAAGUCAACUUUAAACUUACAGGGAGAUGGCUGUACAUGCCAAACUAAAAGAGAAGGGAGUGGAGUGGUAAUGAGUUUGUUACUUUAAAUUUUGAUAUCAGACUCUUCUUAGUUUAGUUUACAAUUUUUAUCUAUUAGAAAGUUUACAUUUUUUGGGCAGUUCCUUCAGAAAUGAUAAUUAUUAUGUCAUAGCCCAGAACUUCACCAGGGGUCUGGCUUUAAACUCAGGACCAAUAAUAUGACAGUCCUGAUGACCCCACUGCAAUUUAUAAUAUAAUCCACUGGUCAUAACCUAACAUCCACUGGUCAUAACCUAACAUCCACUGUAAGUGUUCUUGAGCUAGUUUAUAAGUAUAUUCAUAAAUACACUCUUUCCAGUUUUACCUGACCUCUACAUAGAAAGCUUACAGAAAUAAUAAGGGAGGUAAUAAUCAAAUUCCUUAGUUUAUGAAAUGAUGUGGCUAAGGGGCAAAAACACCUCUUGUGUCACAUCAUUAUCACAACAAUCUUGUGUCACAUCAUUAUCACUACAAUCUUGUGUCACAUCAUUAUCACUACAAUCUUGUGUCACAUCACUAUCACUACAGUCUUGUGUCACAUCAUUAACACUACAAUCUUGUGCGAUGAAAAUACUGUUAUCAUUCUGUACAUUUCUCAUUAUAUUUAAUUUGAAAAAUGCAGAUUUAUUUUUCUCCAAAGAUUCGUGAAACACUGUACUGAUUGUCCUCUCCAUUAACCAGUCUAACACAUUUACAUUUUUUUAAUUUGAAUAUAUAUUUGGCAAUAUAGAUUUAAGUAACAAUAUCCUUUAUCAUUAUAUACACCACAUCUGUAUCUACAUUUUCCCUUAGUUUUCAAAAUGUACAAAUGUUAAUGGGAAUUCUUUUUUUUUUUUAAAUAAUAAUACUUAUGAGAUUGUCUAGCUGGAAGAAAGUUAAUGGGAAUAUAUUUAAAAAAAAAUAAUAAUACUUGUGAGAUUGUCUAGCUGGUAGAAAACUACUUUGGCUUGCCUAUUGGGUUACUCUUAUUGUUGGAUGCUUUGGGAGCUUAAACCUAAUGGCUGAAUGGGGUAGACCUGGGGUAGGCCUGAAGUAUUCUGAUUCAUUUGAAUGGCCAAUGGUUGUGAGAUUGUGUUAAGAAUAACUGUUUGAUUUGGUGCUUAGUUAAACAUUAUAUGAACAUUUUUUAGAUUUAUCUGAGCUAUAUAGGUUUUAGUUACACAUGACAUUAUUCCAAUUAUAGCUUAUGCCCAGGCAUUCUACUAUGAGAUAAUGCAUAGUCGCUUCACGACUGAAGGGACUUUAAGUUACAUAGAUCGUGAUUGAUGAAGUCUUUUGACAGUUUAUGAGGCAAAAACCCAGAAUACUUUUUUUUUUUAUGAAACUCCCAUAAGGCUUUCUAUUUAAAAAAUACAUUUCCUAUUUUUAAUAACAUUUUUUUUAAACGGCAUCAGUGUAUUGAGUGCUGUUAAAGGGUUUAAGACCCAAAGCAUUAAGUCAAAGUGAAAUUGAUAUUUGGCUAUAAUAUAGUUCCAAUAAAAAAAAAAAAACACAUUAAUCUACUCUAAGCUAAUUUUUAUUAUGUAAAAAAAAAAUAAAAAAUGAUAUACUAAUGGUAAUUGAAUAAUCUGGAAAUGUUAUUUUUUGUCUAUCCUUCUGGCUCCUAAGCCGUUUACUGGAGUAUUUAUGAAAAACUACUUUCAAACAUGUGAUGCUAACAUUUCUAGCUCACAUAAAAGAAAGGCUGUCUGUACUAAUGUGUUAAACUGAAUAGUUCUGUAAAGAUUUAUAGAUGCUUAGUUUCCAAUAUAUUCUGUGUGAAUAGGUCGUAUUAAAAAGACACAAUAUUUAUAGCGUAUCAUUUAUGUAUUUUAUUGAAUAUUUUUGUAGUAUAUGUUUAUAUAGUUCUAAGGCGGUUGAAGGAAUUUAAUUUGUAUAUUAUUAUUAUUAUUAUUAUUAUAUUAUUAUGUUAGAAACGAGCGAGUAUUCAUUUUCUGGUACUGCCAGGGUGGAGUUUCUUUUAAGAGAAAAGAAAUUCAAUGUAGUCUUUUUAUUAUUAUUAUUGUUAUUACUAUCUGUGUGUAUUUUACCUUUCAAUCUUUUUCUUAGAUCAUAUCUUAUCUUAUCUUAUAAAAUACAGACGUUACUUCAAAAGAGAAGAUGCUUAAUUAAGAGGAGCUCAUUGGUUGCUAGAUUAUGGUGUGAAGGCUAAUGCUAUGUAUCUGAACAAAGAAUAUUGAUCCCAAAUCCGUUUAAAUAUUGGGAUUUUAAAAAAUAUGGAUUGCAGAAUCUCUUUGGAUCCACUUUACUUUAAUGGGUGACAAAGAAAUGUGGUCACGGGAUUAUUCCCCUCUGUUGGACAAAUAAAAUUAAAAAACCACCACCAACAACAAAACUUGAAUCCAGUUGUUUUCACUUGCCUAUAUCUCGUGUGUGUGUGUGUGUGUGUGGAGAAGAUGUGGGAUAGGUAGUGUGGGGUAUUUAGUGGUGCUUUUAAAAGUGGGCCAUGGUGGCCGAGUCGUAAUACCCUUGGCUUCCAAACCCAGGGAUAGUGAGUUUGAGCCCCCAGUAAGAGAUUGGGUAUUCAUUCAUGGAUAAUUUGCAGUACAUGUCAAGGUCGAUGUAGUUAAAAGGGGUGAUAAUAAAGACUUGACUCAGCUUAAACUGUUUACUAUCAUCUAAGUCAUUCCAAUUCAGACCGGAAGAUAAUGAUGACAUCCUCACUUGAUGUUAAGUUGAAAAAUGUUUUGGAUAUUGUUAAUUCGUCCGUGAACUCUUCUCUGACAUAACUAUAAAUUCACUCCAUCUUUGACAUAGCAGUAAGAAUUAAGGUACCAGUAUACCUUUACCUAUCCCUUAGUCUGUUGGACCAUUGGGGCACCAGGCAAGACUUGUCUACCGGGUCUUUCUCCAUUCCUCCCUUUUUUUUUUGCCUUGUUUAGAACCUCUCUCAAUGGCAGGCCCGUCCAUUCUUUAAUGUCCUCCCAUCGCUUUUUCUGUCUGCCUCUUCUUCUUUUCCCUGGCACUGUUCCCUGAAGGAAGGUCUUUGCGAGCCCCGUAGAUCUUGUAAUGUGGCCAUAGGUUUUAAGUUUUCGUCUUUUUACAAUAGUUAGCAGGUCAUCAUGAGCUCCGAUCGCUACAGUAACACUGUCUCUGAUUUCUUGGUUUGUGAUGCGGUCUUUGAAUGUGAUGCCUAGGAUCCUUCUGUAGCAUCUCAAUUCCAUUGCUUGGAUCCUCCUCUCUAGCUCUGCAUUCAACGUCCACGACUCGCAAGCAUAUAAAAGGUACCAGUAUAAUACACCAUAAUACCAGGGGAUAACCCCAAACCCUUUAGCAUGAUGAUGUUGAGGCAGAAUUACAAGAAGUUCAGGCAUUGAGAUUAAAAGUCUGAGGUAUUGACAGAAAGAUUAAUUAGUAAGCCAGAGCCUUCUGUGAGGUCACUGCGAUCGUUUGUAUGUGUAUGUAACUAAAUAUACACUCACACCAAAAAAAAACUACCUAUAUUGUUAUCGCUCUUAUUUCUUAUAGUUCGUCCAUCAUAGUUAUUGAUGACCACUUUUGCACUGGGGUUUUGUACCUCCUCAUGUGGCUGGUGAGACCACGUGAGCCCGGAAUGUUCGGCUGCACACUGGGCAGGUUAUUCCAGCUGGAGCUAGUCAUUGGCCUUGCUUUUUUUUUUUCUAUGACGCUUUUCUUCUGCCAGCGCUUUUCUCUUGUCUUCAGCUAUUUGUGCGCCGAUUUUCACAGCUCGAUGCCAUGAUUCUGCAUCAUGUGCCUAUGCCUCCCAGGUGGCCCUUAUUUCUACUUACUAUGUAACUGGUUAAUCUUUUUCUUACUAACCUCCAAAUGUGUUCGCUGCAUAUGGUAGUGUUAUUUUUUUUUUUUGUAUACUUAGAAUCAGUUAUGAGCUUACUCAAUGAUACAUUGUACUGUUACUAAACCUAGGCCUGUGUGAGACAUAUAUAUACAGUCAGGGCCGGUCCUAACUAUUGCGGGGCCCUAUGCGAAACGGAUUGCGCGGGGCCCAGUCUGGGCGGGGAUAAGCAUAAUGUCAAAAUUAGGAUUUUCUUAAUAAGGCCUAAAGGAAAGCUGACAAUGCGUUUUUUUUUUUUUUAUCGCGCGUGGGAUUGGUACAUCACAAUGACAAUUUUAUCCAUUUUUUAGCAGAUUUUUUAUGAGUUUUCAGGAGAUUUCCAGGACUUUUUCGUAUAUUUUGCAAUUUCAGCAGAUUUCCAGGAGGUCCUGGAAAAUGAGGAGGCCACGGAAACCCUGUUAUUAUAUAAAAGUGGUAAUGGUUUAUUUUAAUAAUUUACAAUUAGCGGGGCCUACUGCGGCCGCAUAGUUUGCAGUGGUCUAAGGCCGGCACUGUCUAGAGUGCUCCUGUCAAGCCACAAAUGCUUUGUGUGUCAGUAUUGUGCAUUAACAAAGUUACGUUUAAUGUUAGUGUGAAUGGACCCAAUGCACGCGCUGCUCACGUCUGCUUAUAGAUCAAUGGUAUUUUUUUGUUGUUGUUAUUUAGAGGAUUUUUUUUUUAAUCUAUGCCUAUAUAUAUAUUCAAGGGAUAAAAGAUUGGUGCUAAGGCGAAAUGGAUUUUAUUUUAUAAGAAACUAGCCUGAUAUUGCCCUCGGGCCUUAGCUGGAGUAUUACUGAUAUAGUGGAUUGGAUUUAGAUCUAUGUGAAACAUGGGUCUAGCAUCUUGGAGUUUAGACCUACCGGUACAUAAAAAUAGGCCUAUAUACAUAACCUAUAUAUUUUUUUAAUUUCAUUUUUUUUAUCUCUUGGGAGCUCACCAGCUUAUAAUGCGACAAAUUAAAUUGGUGUACUGUUUUUUUUUGGCAUAAAAAAAAUGAUUGAGUAUUGAAUUAUUGAAUCAGUGAUAUUUUACAAACAUAUUGGAGAUAUGUUUCAAAAGUAUAUGCAGCUUUCGUGAACAAAUUAUGCGCCUUAAUCUUCUUUACCAUCAAUUUGAACUUUUUAUGUUUUUGUUAUAUGUUAUCUAAUUUGUUAUUUGUACAUGGCUACAUUUGUAACACAUAGUAUCGUAAUGUUCUUUUUGGACAAGGUCUUUUCUAUUUUGUUUGUACAUAUUUGUGUGUGUGACAAGGUAUUUUCUAGUUUAUUUU